Molecule: messenger RNA, 1449 nt
Organism: Anopheles bellator
Lineage: Eukaryota; Metazoa; Arthropoda; Insecta; Diptera; Culicidae
Gene: loj
Product: transmembrane emp24 domain-containing protein 5
Exons: 2
Coding region: 4-1089 (361 amino acids)
Biological process (GO): endoplasmic reticulum to Golgi vesicle-mediated transport; Golgi organization; intracellular protein transport
Cellular component (GO): endoplasmic reticulum-Golgi intermediate compartment; endoplasmic reticulum; COPII-coated ER to Golgi transport vesicle
Source: RefSeq, a predicted model, not a curated record
GUGAUGGUAGUGUGGAAAGGAUUUACGUGGCACCGUACAAUCUUCAGUGGAAUUAUGCUUCGAUGGGCGUAUAUUUUGCUACUUUGCCCUCUUGUGGUUCUUGUCGGAACGCAGCAGCCACAGCAAAUGUCUCAACAACACCAGCAGCAGGCCCCGCAACAGCAACAGCAACAACCACCGCCACCGCCACCACCCCACCAGCAACAUCCUGCUCCGGCACAACAACAAUUCCAGCAACAUCCUCCUCCACAGCAAGAGCAGUUUCAGCAACAUCCACCUCCGCAACAACAGCUAUUUCAGCAACAUCCUCCUCCGGUACAACAACAAUUCCAGCAACGUCCUUCCCCGCAACAGCAGCAGCAGCACCAGGCUCAACCACAGUUCCAAAACCAGCCAGAAAUGAUGGGUCAGCAUCAUCCACCACCGCCAAUGGUUGCACAUCAUCAGCCCCUAGAGCUUUCCGAUUCUGAUCGUGCGUGGUAUGAUACUCUUCCGGCGGUGGCCAUGGACUACAAAGUACACAUUGAAGCCGGUAAAGAGGAUUGCUACUUCCAAUACGUGAGGCAAGGCAGUACGCUGUACGUUAGCUUUCACGUGAUCCGAGGUGGCGAUGGAAUGGCCGGAUUCGCAGUACGCAAUCCGCGUGGUGAAAUUGUCCACCCCUACCAGUGGCAAGCGUCCAGCGAUUACACAGAUGGCGCAGCUAUGGGUGGAUUCUAUGCUGUUUGCAUAGACAAUCAAUUUUCACGGUUCGCCAGUAAGCUGGUUAACCUCUACAUCACCGUCAUUCGGUAUGAGGAGUGGGAAAAAUUCACCAAAGAGAUUGAGGAUCUGAACGUUAACAUGAACAACUUUACGAAUACCAUCUCGACGGUGGAACGCAACAUGAAUGCAAUGUUCCAGUAUCAGACGCAUUCGCGCAACAACGAAGCUCGCGAUUAUGCACUUAUUGUGGACAACAAUGCCUAUGUAUGGAAGUGGUCCGUGCUUCAGAUAUUGGUUAUCGUUUUUACCACCUCGGUGCAAGUGUACUUUGUGCGCAAGCUGUUCGACAUCAAGACGGGAACCAGUGGCAAGAGCCGCAUUUGAAAUUAUGUACGCUGUGCUGGGUGACCGAUACGUAAUUUUUCAUUCCGUCUUUGGGUUUGUGAGUUUAAGCAAGAUGGUCUAGUUUCCGGACCACUCUGCCACAGUUGGUCGUUAUGAGCAUCGAUCAUGUUGAGAAGAUAAGGGAAGCCAAGAGAGAGGGCCCACCGCGGACCACCACGACUUUCUUCCAUAAUUUUUUGAGAUGUUUUGAUCUCUUCUGUGCAUAGCCACUAUUGCGCUGAUAGUGAAAUUGUAGGAAAUACAUGCAGCACCUCAAUUGCAGCCGAGAGCAAAGUAUUUGGGCACGAUGACGACUGUUAAUUUUUCUACUCGUACUUUAGUAAUAAACCAAUAAACGAA